AUGGCGUCGCGAUCCGCGUUGGCCAGCGUGCCCACGGCCGUGGCGGCGUGCGCGUCGUCGUGCGGCGCCACUCUCGCCGCUGCGGCUGCGCCGCUCCUCGUUCCAUCCGAUCCCUUCGCCGCGCUUGAUCAGCGUGAAUUGUGGCGAGUAGAUCCUGCGCGCGGCUCGUUGGCGACCGCUGCUUCCCCACCGGAUCAGACGGCGACUGAUCUAUCGCGAUCGGUCCUGUCAGAACAUCCACCUUCCCACCCGUCCGCCGCUCCCGCCGCUCGUGUCUCGUCCGCCUUCGUUUCUCCCCCGCUCGUAGCCCACAUCCAAUCGCGCGUCGCCGUCCCUCCAGCAUCCACAGCCUUCCAUCCGGGAUCGGCAGGAUCUCGUCAUCCCCUAGCCGUCCGUCCAGGUUGCGGUGGUUACCACCGCAUCCUCACCAAUGACGUGGCUCGCUCGUUCCUUCGCCAGAUCUCGCUGACGUCAUCAUGGCCAUCUCAGCGCAGUUUUAGCGGGUGCAGAGCAGCGGGAUCAACGGCUAGCAUUUUCCCCCGAUCAACGGCUGGAAUAGAUCCCGGAUCUUCGGCUAGUAGCAGCGAUCGGAAGGAUGCGGGAGAGGAGGGCGGGGCGGCAGUAUCUGGGUUAGGUGGGUCGUCUUACCGCGACGUGCUGAGUGUAGCUGCUGACGAUCUUGCGCAGUCGCACGAAAGCGAUGAUGUCUAUAGCGAGGCACUGCAGCAGGCGGCGGGGCUGGCGACGCUGGCGGAGCUGUACGAGGCGCAGGAGAAGCUCGCCAGGAGCGCGCGCUUCCGCGAAUCGGUUGCGCUCUUCCGCGCGUGGAUGCGCAAGGACAAGGGCGCGGGCGCAGGGGGAGGCGCAACCGAGGCAGGGGGCGCUCCUGCGCCGGCUGCUGGUGCUCACGAGUUUGAGGCGCAGCUACGGAAGGAGCGCGAGGAGGCGCUGCCGCUAAUGACGUGGCAGCUGUACCUGCACGCGCUGAUGCAUGUGGGGCCGCCCGUGCAGGCGGUGCAGCGAGUGGUGCGAGCGAUGAGGGAGAUGCGCGCGCAGGGCGCGCAGGGCGUGCGGGCGUCGAAGGACACGUUCCACGUGCUGCUGCGCACCGCCCUCGCCCGCCGCGAUGCCAGCGCCGUGCUGCUCUUCCUCACCCACAUGGGCGAUGCGAGGGUGGUACCAGAGGCGGGCAGCUACAGUGAGGCGGUAGCACUGUGUGCCAAGGAGCGCCGCAUGCAGGCGGCGCUGCAGGUGGUGGCGGACAUGCGCCGCGCGCGCAUGGUGCCGUCCCCCCGGGCCGUGUCGGAGCUGCUGGCCACGUGCGUGCACACACGGCGCUCACGGGACGCCAUCACGGUGCUCGAGGUGGUCAAGGCGCACAAGAUAGAGAUGGAGGGCCGGGCCAUGGAGCAUGCGCUCAUGACGGCUGUGGACACCGAGGACUAUGACUGCGCUUAUCUCGCCAUGCAGCUGAUUCAGGAGCAGCGUGAGUACGUGCACGACGGGCUCAUGCUGCGAGUGGCCAACAUGGCGGCCAGGGCGGGUCACACGCCCCUCAUAGAGCACGUGUGGGACCGCCUCGUGCGCCGCCCCUACGCGCCCUCCCCCGCCUUCCACCUCGCGCGCAUCCACGCCUACAGCGCUGCGGCCAACUUCCCCUGCGCCUUCCGAGCCGCGCUGCACCUGCAGGACUUCCUGCUGCACCCCUCGCUCGCGCGCCCCAACGACCUCCCCCCCUGGUUCCACGCCUUCCCCAAGUUCCGCCCCGGUGCACCUGGUGCUCCCCAGGACGAUUGCUUUCGCUACACGCUGCCGCUGCCGGGAGCGGCUGGUGCUGCAGGUGCAGGGGGUGAGGGGGAGGGGCUGGCGGGGGGAGAGGGGGGGGUGACAGGUGGCGGCGCGCCAUUGGAGGAGCUGAACCCGUUCACGUCACUGCGGCCGCUGACGCUGGCGCUGUGCUCCAGCGUGGAUGUGCUCGAUAAGGGCUACAGCAUGUUGGAGGGCAUGCACGCGCAGGGCGAGGUGGUGGCACUGGCAGCACUCAACUGCGUGGUGGCGGGGUGUGCCAUGCAGCGCGACGUGGGGCGCGCUCAGCUCACCUUGGAUGAGAUGACGCGCACCUUGGGCCUGCAGCCCGACACACACUCCUUCAACGCGCUCAUGGACUGCUACUCUCGGCCGUCGCUGACGUGCGCACGGUGGUGCAGCUGUUUGAGCACAUGA
Messenger RNA from Closterium sp. Yama58-4, 2223 nucleotides. Lineage: Eukaryota; Viridiplantae; Streptophyta; Zygnematophyceae; Desmidiales; Closteriaceae. The record is from the annotation of a GenBank genome assembly.